Drosophila biarmipes is the source of this 1613-nucleotide messenger RNA. RefSeq lists its product as uncharacterized. Bases 265 to 1527 code for a protein of 420 amino acids. The transcript is spliced from 4 exons. The record is from RefSeq and is a predicted model, not a curated record. Lineage: Eukaryota; Metazoa; Arthropoda; Insecta; Diptera; Drosophilidae.
ACCAGUUGGACGGGCAGUUGGCAUUGCUUUCGGGGCGUUGAUAAGUGCGCACCUCACCCACCUCGCCGUACUGCGCUGGUUUUUGUUGCUGUGCGUGCAGUAGAACAAAAUUAACAUCGCGUCGCUCAAACAAGCAAAACACUCUCGAUAAGGAAAGUCGAGGCGAAACAGUUGCGCCGCACACUUCGGACCGGGAACAACGCAUAACCGUGCCGAUCCGAUACGAUCGCCGCAGUGAGCUCACUCCGGCGGAAUUCCAGCGAAAUGCCCGAUAACAGCAACAAAUUCUGCAAGUCCAGCAAUGUGCACAUUCCGGAUUGGAUCAACGAGGCCUACUUCAAGCGGCUGCUGAAGAGGGAUUUCCGGGAGUUCCGGCGCAUCCUGAACCUCUCCAUCAUUCCGGCCACGCCGCCCGGGGAGACCUACACCUCGCUGCUGAUGCGCAUCGUCAUCGACAUCGAGAUGAAAGAUGGCUUCUCACAGCAAAAGUCGUACAUAGUGAAGACCAUGCUGGACGAUGCCCUGGGCAAUGGUGGCUUCGUGAACACCCUGAACAUAUUUCCCAAGGAGAAGAUGAUGUAUGAGACGAUCAUCCCGAAUUUCGAACUUCUCUAUGAGGAGGCUGGCCUGAGUGUGAAGUUCGCACCCAAGUGCCUUUGGGCUGAGGACAUUAAAGGACGGAUCUGCCUGGUGCAGGAGGAUCUGCAAACGAAGAAAUACCGCAACAUCAAUCGGCUCAAGGGUUUCGAUAUGGCACAAAUGCAACGAGUGCUGGAGAAAUUAGCCGAAUUUCACGCGGCAAGUGCGGUUUGGCGUCAGCGUAAUGGACCUUUUCCCGAGGACUUUCAGAGAAUAUACCUGCCCGCCAACUACAACCGGUCCAAGUCCUACCAGGCGAGGCUCCAGAGCUUUAAGACAGCAAUGGCCAGUUGGGGUCUGGUCGAUCAUGAGGAGUACGUGAGUCGCAUACCCACUGCUGAUCAGUUUGUGCAAUCCUACGCCCGCUGUUUCAACAACAAUCCGCAGGAGUUUAAGGUUCUCAAUCACGGCGAUCUGUGGUCCAGCAACAUAAUGCUAAGCUACACUCAGUCUGGUGAUAUCAACCAAAUUCGCUUCGUGGACUUUCAGCUGUGCAAAUGGGGCAGUCCGGCCCAGGACUUGUGGGAACUCAUCGUUUGCUCGGCCAGGCAUAGUAUACGGAUACAAAACUUCGACUGCUUCAUCAGAAUAUACCAUACCCACCUUGUGCGGUGCCUGAAGAUCCUUAAAUACAGCGAAAGAGUGCCGAUGCUAAGGGAACUACAUAUGAACAUGAUCAAGUAUGGAUUCUGGGGUUACUUUAAUACUUUUACCCACUUGGUAUUUAUCCUUUUACCCGUGGGCACGGAGGCCAGCUUGGUCAAGCUUACGCAGCCGGGAGAGGAAGGGGAUCGCUUCCGGUCCAAGGUCUACACAAAUCCCCUGUACGUCCGUGCAGUCCUCAGCAUAUUCCCCUUCCUUUACAGGCGCGGCAUCCUAGACUUUUAAUUUAAUGCAACUUACUUACUUUUAACUAAUAGACCUGUCUGAUACUUUUAUGCACUUUUUGCCGAAAUAAAAAAAAAAAACAAAUA